This is a messenger RNA of Aspergillus vadensis CBS 113365, 719 nucleotides long. RefSeq lists its product as uncharacterized. The coding region runs from base 221 to 601 and encodes 126 amino acids. The record is from RefSeq and is a predicted model, not a curated record. NCBI's taxonomy places the organism in Eukaryota, Fungi, Ascomycota, Eurotiomycetes, Eurotiales, Aspergillaceae. The transcript has 4 exons.
AGUGGCAAUAACCGGCCAAUCAAGCAGACCCCUAUGACGUUUGUUCAUGAUGAGAUCACUGCCCUUCAUGAGAGAUUCUCAAGUACUAUAAAUCGCCCAAUUUCGAUCAAAGACAUAGAUACUUCAUCAUUGUUAUCUACUCAACUCAAGUUGAACAUUUAGAACAAUAAUACAACCUAUCUAUUCUCUCAAAUCACACACAUUAUAAUACAUAUACAAAAUGUCCCAAAACCGUCUCCCAGGCUCCACCCGCGGCGGCGCCAGCUCCCAACCCACACCAGCCAACAACUCCGGCGGAGGCAGCGGCUGGGGCGACGAGGGCUUUUCCAAGGGAGGAGGUCGAGGAACAGCGAACCAGACAUCGUCGGACGAUGGGGUUCCUUCCGACAUCCUCACCACACCCGCCCUGCAAGGCAUCUCGCAGCAAAAGCAAGCCGCCGAGCAAAAGUUCAUGAGUCGGUGGGAUGAAGGACAUGAUGAGCGGGAGGGAACUUGUGCUACGGAAGAUCAUAGCUUCAUGGGCACGAAGCCUGGUGGGUCGGAUGCGUUGCCCGGUUGGAAUGUGCUGAAGGAUAAGUUGGGAUUUCUUUAUCCGGAGUAAAUUGGGUUUAAUCUCGGUUGAUUUGGAUGGUUGGGUUUGAUGCUUAAAUGAAUGAACGAAUAUUAUUGAAUGGGAUUCUUAUUGGGGAUUUGAGAGUAGAUUGCGGAGUUGUUUGGAG